AUUCUCAAAACCAUUGAUCUAAAAACUAAAUUGAUCUAAAAACUAAAUUGAUCUAAAAAAUGGCUGAAAAUCCAAGAAUUUCAGGAUUAUCCUUGGGGUCGAAAGAUGACCAAAUUAAAUCCAUGUGUAACAUUUUGAAAUUUGGACAGGACGUCUUCAAAGAAUUUUGCCCUGCACCAGUUUCUUUUGAUGAAAAAUUCCUAGAAGAAUUCUUCCAUACUACAGAACUCUUGCAGAAAAGCUGUUCCAGUAUUUUGUCAGCCAAAAAUGCACCGAAAUAUCACCAGAAGUCUCAUUAUUUCAAGUAUGUUCAUUCCUGUUAUCCAAAAUAUCCAAUAAAAAGGAAAGAGCAGAAAAUAGAAUUAUUGCAAUCAUUCAAUUCUUCAAGAACGGCAUCGACACCGUCUUCCUUGUCAUCGUUCUCUUCCUCAUCAUCCUCUUCUUUGCCUCAUUCUAAUUCCAUACCUGCUUCCAGUCCAAAAUCUGUAUUUCCUUUAUCUUCCCAUCAAAGCAUUUUGAAGAGGAAUCGCGUGUCUUGGAGAACCAGAAGAGAAAGCAAAAGCAAGAAAUCGGUGACGCUCACCGUUGUCCACGAGGAAUUGAAGACCCAGAGACAGUUAAAUGUGGUGGAAGAAGUCGGUUAUAGCAAAAUGGUUUGCUCCAAAGAUAUGGAAUGUCUUCAACAGAAGCAAGAAUAUUCCCAGAAGCCAAAAUGGAAUAAAAAAUACUGCAGUUUAUUGGCACCAAUAUUCCUCAAGGAACAAUUCCUGGAAGUGAAAGCAGAUGACAGUCUCAGAACUGAAGAAUUUCAAGAGAAACAAGUGCAGAUGAAGAGUUGA
This is a messenger RNA of Octopus sinensis (East Asian common octopus), 839 nucleotides long. RefSeq lists its product as uncharacterized. The record is from RefSeq and is a predicted model, not a curated record. The transcript is spliced from 3 exons. Bases 60 to 839 code for a protein of 259 amino acids. NCBI's taxonomy places the organism in Eukaryota, Metazoa, Mollusca, Cephalopoda, Octopoda, Octopodidae.